CGCCUCAGAAUUUUCAGAAUUCUAUUUUUGCCCGCCGCCCCGCCUAAACGCUCGCACGUUUCCCCUCCCGAAUUUUUAAUUUUUAAACCCACGUCGCCGAAAAGCCGAAACCCUCGUGCUCGAUCCCGCCGGGUUUCAGGUCAGAGGCGACGGAGCGGCCAGUGAACCGCCGCUUCCUCCCCCCUCCAGUUCGAAUUCGCGCUUUGGCGGCCACCGCUCCUCCUCCCCCGCCGCCUCGAUCCGUUCCCCAUUUCCCCUCCUCCCCCGUCGCCGCCCAAGACCGAACCCUAGGAGCCGGAGCCCGCCGCCGCCGACGACGAUGGCCGACAAGGAGAAUGCCGCCCCGGCCGCAGCCGCGGGGCCACGGCUCACCCGGGCCGCGGCCAAGCGCGCCGCUGAGACCGAGGCCGCGGCCGGCGGCGCCGCCAAGCGGAAGCGCGUGGCACUCGGGGAGCUCCCCACCCUCUCCAACGCCGGCGUCCUCCGCGCGCCCUCCCACCCCGUCAAGCCCUCCAAGCCCGCCAGGCGCAGCGCGGGGGAGGCCCGUAAGCCCGCCGCCGCCUCCGCCGCAGCUGCCGAGGCCCGCCGCUCCGCCAUGACAGACUCCAACUCCUCCUCGUCCUCUUCCCCGCUGCGCGCCCCCGCCGCAGCUGAGGCCGACCGCUCCGCUUCGUCCUCCCCGCCUCGCGCCGCCGCCGCCGCCGAUGCGGCAUCCGGCGAUCCCCAACUCUGCGGGUCCUACGCCUCCGACAUCUACACCUACCUCCGCUCCCUUGAGCUGGAGCCACGGCGGCGGCCAAGAGCGGACUACAUUGAGGCGGUGCAGGUGGACGUCACGGCCAACAUGCGCACCAUCCUCGUCGACUGGCUCGUCGAGGUCGCCGAGGAGUACAAGCUAGUGGCUGACACGCUCUACCUCGCCGUUUCCUACAUCGACCGCUUCCUCUCUGCCAAUGCACUCAGCCGCGACAAGCUGCAGCUCCUUGGCGUCGCAGCCACGCUCAUCGCUGCGAAGUACGAGGAGAUCAGCCCGCCGCACGUGGAGGAUUUCUGCUACAUCACAGACAACACCUACACCAAGCAGGAGCUUGUCAAGAUGGAGAGCAACAUACUCAAGCUCCUCAAGUUCGAGUUGGGCAAUCCUACCAUCAAGACCUUCCUAAGGCGGUUCACGAGAUCUUCCCUUGAGGACAAAAAGCGCUCUAUCUUGUUAUUGGAGUUCUUGGGGAGUUACCUUGCUGAGCUGAGUCUACUGGACUAUGGCUGUCUCCGGUUCGUGCCAUCAGUGGUUGCUGCUUCAGCAGUGUUCGUUGCUAGGCUGACCAUUGAUCCAGACACCAAUCCUUGGAGCAAGAAAUUGCAAAAGGUGACAGGCUACAAGGUUUCAGAUCUGAAGGAUUGCAUCAGAGCCAUACAUGACUUGCAGCUCAAUAGGAGAUGCUCAUCAUCAACGGCAGUUCGAGACAAGUACAAGCAACACAAGUUCAAAUGUGUAUCAACGCUGCUUCCUCCUGUUGUGAUCCCUACUUCAUACCUCAAAGACCUGUCAGAGUAGCAUUUCUUGGACUGCGCCACUGUAAGGCAAACAAUCUGAGCUCUCUUGAGCUCUUAGGGAUAGGGGAGAACUACUGUCAAGGAGCUGCUUCUUAGUGACGUAGGGUGCUGAAAGCUAUUUAGAUGCUGGGGGUUCAUUUAGGAGUCACUGAAUCACUAUUAGGAGCCAGGCAUUCUUUUGUUUUGUGAAUUGUACUUUUGUAUCAUAUCUUAGAACGUGUUGCGUUGGCCUGUUGGCCACAAAUUUGUAAUGUUCGAUAUGUUAGAUCAUUCCAACCAUAUUUCUUUCAUUUCGUUCCCUCUU
Molecule: messenger RNA, 1858 nt
Organism: Phragmites australis (common reed)
Lineage: Eukaryota; Viridiplantae; Streptophyta; Magnoliopsida; Poales; Poaceae
Product: cyclin-A3-2-like
Exons: 7
Coding region: 320-1555 (411 amino acids)
Biological process (GO): mitotic cell cycle phase transition; regulation of cyclin-dependent protein serine/threonine kinase activity
Cellular component (GO): cyclin-dependent protein kinase holoenzyme complex; cytoplasm; nucleus
Molecular function (GO): cyclin-dependent protein serine/threonine kinase regulator activity
Source: RefSeq, a predicted model, not a curated record